UUUACCGCGUUUUUUUUUUAAAUCGAGAGUUCGACCCCCAUUUCGACAGUGAUUCGAUUUUACAAAAUGGCGACACACUUGGAAUGACUUUGUGAUUUCUCGUGAUUGUCAGAAAAUUGUCUCCAUAAAAAUGGGACAAAAUCAUUCGGGAUCUGGAGGAACUGGUGGCGAUAAAAAAGACGAUAAGGAUAAAAAGAAGAAAUAUGAGCCUCCAAUUCCAACGCGAGUUGGAAAAAAGAAGCGACGCACCAAGGGACCGGAUGCUGCUCUUAAAUUACCUCAAGUCACUCCUCAUACACGUUGUAGAUUGAAGCUAUUAAAACUUGAACGUAUUAAGGAUUAUCUUCUCAUGGAGGAGGAAUUUAUUAGAAAUCAAGAGCGAUUGAAACCACAGGAAGAGAAAAAUGAAGAGGAAAGAUCAAAGGUCGAUGAUCUUCGAGGAACGCCAAUGUCCGUUGGUACAUUGGAAGAAAUUAUUGACGAUAAUCAUGCAAUUGUUUCUACAUCCGUUGGUUCGGAACAUUAUGUUUCGAUUCUUUCAUUUGUCGAUAAAGAUCAAUUGGAGCCAGGAUGUUCAGUUCUUUUGAAUCAUAAAGUUCACGCUGUUGUUGGAGUUUUAGGCGAUGAUACAGAUCCAAUGGUGACUGUUAUGAAACUUGAGAAAGCACCACAGGAAACUUAUGCCGAUAUCGGAGGUCUUGAUACUCAGAUUCAAGAAAUUAAAGAAUCAGUUGAACUUCCAUUAACUCAUCCCGAGUAUUAUGAAGAAAUGGGAAUAAAACCACCGAAAGGAGUUAUUCUUUAUGGACCGCCAGGAACGGGAAAAACUCUAUUAGCAAAAGCCGUUGCAAAUCAAACGUCGGCAACAUUUUUGCGAGUUGUUGGAUCGGAGCUUAUUCAAAAAUAUCUCGGCGAUGGUCCAAAACUUGUUAGAGAAUUAUUUAGAGUUGCUGAAGAACAUGCACCUUCAAUUGUUUUUAUUGAUGAAAUCGAUGCAGUUGGAACGAAACGUUAUGAUAGUAACAGUGGUGGUGAACGUGAAAUUCAACGAACUAUGUUGGAACUUCUUAAUCAAUUAGACGGCUUUGAUAGCCGAGGAGAUGUGAAGGUUGUCAUGGCGACAAAUAGAAUUGAAACACUCGAUCCUGCUUUAAUUAGACCCGGUAGAAUUGACAGAAAAAUUGAAUUUCCAUUGCCUGAUGAAAAAACAAAGAGAAGAAUCUUUAGUAUACAUACAAGUAGAAUGACACUAGCGCCUGAUGUUAAUCUUGCUGAACUUAUUAUGGCAAAGGAUGAUUUAUCAGGAGCUGAUAUUAAGGCAAUUUGUACUGAAGCUGGUCUUAUGGCGUUACGUGAACGUCGAAUGAAAGUGACAAGCGAUGAUUUCAAGAAAUCAAAAGAGAGUGUCCUAUAUCGGAAAAAAGAAGGUUCACCUGAAGGAUUAUAUUUAUAGACAUUUGUUUCAUUGAAAUUUUUUAUUUCCCCCACCUUUUUCUGAUAUUAACUCCAUAUUUACAAAAAUAAAAAAAAAUUGUACCGAAAUUAAUUAUUUGUAAUAAUUUAUAAUACUGAUUAAUUUUAUAUCAUAUUAAAAAUAAUAAUUAAAAUAAUAUGAGAUAAAAAAAAUAAUAAUAAAAUUUCUUAAAGUUUCAACUAA
This is a messenger RNA of Leptopilina boulardi, 1657 nucleotides long. It is a transcript of the gene Rpt2, whose product is annotated as 26S proteasome regulatory subunit 4. Gene Ontology annotation, biological process: proteasome-mediated ubiquitin-dependent protein catabolic process. NCBI's taxonomy places the organism in Eukaryota, Metazoa, Arthropoda, Insecta, Hymenoptera, Figitidae. The record is from RefSeq and is a predicted model, not a curated record. Bases 131 to 1453 code for a protein of 440 amino acids. Gene Ontology annotation, cellular component: proteasome regulatory particle, base subcomplex. The transcript is spliced from 5 exons. Gene Ontology annotation, molecular function: proteasome-activating activity; ATP hydrolysis activity; ATP binding.